AUGUUCUCCUCCAUUCCAAAUCAUAGCCCACCGAUGGCCUCGCGUGAAACUUCGGCAUUGAAGGACCAUAAAAGGGAGCUGGAUUAUUGCAGUCCUGGAGGUAUUGCAGGUUCCAGACAACACACAUAUUUUUUACUGCACUUUGACACCCAGGGAGCAACACUCCCCCCUCUUAGAGGUCCAAGUAUCCCUGGAGUCUCGUCUCAGCCACGGAUGCCCCCCAACCACUCCUAUAACCAGCACAUCAUGGCCCUCGCACCCAUUCCCACUGACAUCCCUCUUCCACACUCCUCCGACAAAGACCUUACUCAUGGACUGACUAUUGCCACUGCUACUGGCCAUGCUCCAGCUUCCUUUGUUGCUGGCUCUCGCCAUAUUGAGUGCAAAAAGAAUGAAGUUGUGUUACACUUCCCUUGGCUCAUUCAAGUUGACCAGAGUUUGGACCAAGACUGGUCCAAAGACCGAAAAAGACUGCAGUCUUGGUCUUUUCCAGUCCUGGUCCGGUCUUUUGAGGUUUUAGGAAUCGUGUGGACUGGUCUUGGUCUCGGUCUUUUCGUUUUGGGCCAAAAAACCGGACUGGACCGGACUUUCAAGCACUAUGAGAAACCCAUUGCGAAACGGGGGCGUUGCACUGGGGCAGGGAAUUAUACAGAAGGAGAUCUAUCCCAGCUCCUUGCUCUCAUUGAGGAUGAGCUUCCCAUUGGUCAACGAGGUUGGAAGAAGGUUCACGAGAGGUUCGCGAAGUGGGCAAAGAAAAACAAUCGACCAGAACGGGAUUGCAAAUCGAUUGAAACGAAGUACAAACAGCUGAUUAAACCGGGCAAACCGACAGGCUCUGGCAAGCGUCCUGAAACUGUCACCAAAGCACUGAAGAUUGAGCAGAUGAUCAAUGAGAGAGCUGGCACACGUGACCUUAACGACUCAGACUUUGAUAACACUGGUGAAGUCGAGAUCGUUGGAGGCCCUGUCACUAAUGACUCCACCUUGCACGCUGUUACUCCACGUCGCAUGCACACCAGUGCCCCCACCCUUGAGCUAGUUCAAACAUUGUCGAAGGCCUUCGACCUGGCCACCCAACAAAGCCACAAAGAAGAUCGUGCUUCUCGUUCCAUGCAAACAACCCAGUUCCUCACCAUCUCGCAACAGCUUCGCGAUGCCAAUGCAACCAUCGAAUCUCUGCGAAAUGAAGUGAGCCGCUUAUGCAAUAGGUUCCAUGAUGCAGAGCAGGCUCGCGAUUGUGCUGAGCUCAAACUUGAACUCAUGGGAAUGAACGCACCAGCCUCUGAGCACCGUGAGCACCAUACAUCCUCCUCGUCAUCGGAGAAGGAGAACAUUGAUCCCACCACUUCCGCAUAUACAAACUCUGGCCUUUCCGCUGUUCGAUCUCACAGCCGCUGGUCCUCAGGUGUAGACUUCACCCCUCCAACAUUCUUUUCCAGUGUACCAUUUUUGUCAACUCGAGAAACCCCUCCAGUUCCAUCUCCAUCUCACACUUCCCUGGUUGACAACAAUGGGCUUCUCGUCACACCUCAUCAUAACAGCAGCAGGAUCUCUUACAUAGUCAGCCCUGUCCAUGUACCUGGCCCCAAGGAUAACCUUUCGUAUUGUACCCAAUUGAAUAUUGUGUUGACUGCAUCAUAUCUAGUCAAAUUCCGGGAGCCUGUAUCCGACCAGCUAUACUUUGGGUACCAUGAGGAAAUGCCGCAUCUGCAACGACAUAAAAUCCAUCUGGCAUGUCCCUUUCUAACUUGCGAUAGAUUGGUUGCGCAACAUUGGAUUCCAGUGGCCCUCUUACCAGGCCAGAUUGGCUGGCAGAAUGCCCAGUCCACUGGAGUCCAGUCCAGUCCAGUCCAGUCCAGUCCACUGGACUCCCACUGGACUGCCAGCCACUUUCCUGAGUCCAGUCCCAGUCCAGUGGACUAUGAGUCCACAUGGUCACACUUCCGUGACCAUCCCAUUCCCUUCCACCACCACCACCACCACCCUUCACCACUCCCCUCCAACGCCGCCAACGCCAACGCCGCCCACGCCAACGCCAACGCCGCCAACGCCAACGCCAACGCCGCCAACGCCAACGCCAACGCCGCCAACGCCAACGCCGCCCACGCCAACGCCAACGCCGCCCACGCCAACGACGCCCGCGCCCACGCCAACGACGCUCAUGCCCACGCCAACGACGCCCACGCCAACGCACCAGCGGCACGCGACAACGAUGACGACACACGACGACGACGACGACACGCGAGGACGACGACGACGACUACAUGCGGGGACGACGACACACGACGACACACGACGACGACACGCGACGACGACGACACACGUCGACGACUACACGCGGGGACGACGACGACGACGACACGCGACGACGACUACACGUGGGGUCGACGACACACGACGACGACGACACGACGACACGCGACGACAACGACAACACGCGACAACAACGACAACAACGAACGAGCGCCCACGAAAACCCCAUCUCCACCACACCCGAAAAACGACACGCCCACGAAAAACGACGAGCGCCCACCACCGCCGACGCCAGCGCGGAACGGCGACGAGGGCCCAGCAGCACCACCCUUCCCCUCCACUCUCUCCCCCUAUCACUACCUCCUCUCUUCACCACUCCCACUCCCCUCCACUCUCUCCCCCCUUCACUCCCUCCCCCCCUUUCCCCCUCCCCCUCUCCUUGCUCCUCUCUCCCCCCCUCCCUUUCCUUCCCCCUUCCUUGCUCCCUCCCCCCUCUAUUCCUCUCUUCCCCCUCCCUUUCCCUCCCCCGCUCCCUUUCCCUCCCCCCCUCUCUUUCCCUUUCCCUUCCCCCUCCCUCCCCCCUCUGUAACAUAG
Messenger RNA from Laccaria bicolor S238N-H82, 2847 nucleotides. RefSeq lists its product as uncharacterized. Bases 1 to 2847 code for a protein of 948 amino acids. Lineage: Eukaryota; Fungi; Basidiomycota; Agaricomycetes; Agaricales; Hydnangiaceae. The record is from RefSeq and is a predicted model, not a curated record. The transcript is spliced from 16 exons.